AUGUCCACAACCCUGUCCAUCAACCCAAUGUCUUUCUCACCAAUGCCCAUCAGAAGGCUUUGGGGUUCUCACAGGGUAAAUUGCACAUCAGGUGUCGUUCAUCAUAAGAAACAGCUUUUCUGUAUUGCACCACACCGUGGCCGAGCGUUUAGCUCGACGAGGCGCAAUGCAGCAUCACGAUCGAUAGACAUCCUCCCACCUCGCAGAAAUUUCCAUCUAAGAGAAACUCCAGCUCACGAGCUUCUCUGUCUCGAAUGGUCUCAGCCUCCACGGAACCUCCUAUUGAUCAAAAAGGAUUGCUCCGAAAACACCACCGAGGCUCUCAAAGAAUUCAGCAAGCAUGUGGACUCGACCUAUCCAGGGCUUAACAUCAUCAUAGAAUCCAAAGUAUCCUCGGAGAUCGGACAUGAGUUGGCUCUUGAUCAUUUCACCUCCUCAGAUUCCGCCGAUCUACCACGAAAGUACGAUGACAAAGUCGACCUUGUAGUGACGUUUGGCGGCGAUGGGACAAUCCUGCAUGCUGCUUCUCAAUUUGCUGCAUCAUCCGAAGUUCCACCAAUUCUUUCGUUCAGCAUGGGUACCCUUGGUUUCUUGAGCGAGUGGAAAUUUGCCGAGUACAAGCGUGCAUUUCGAGAGGUUUAUAUGUCGGGUGCCGCCUCUGAAAGACACGCUGUCAUCCAAGGCUCGUCUUCCAAAGAGUCGAGCUCACAAAGUGAUUGUACAGGCUGGUCAUCAGUACGUGGAAAGUCGAUGGGUCCCACACGAGGAGCAAGAGUGCUGGUACGGCAGCGUCUGAAAGUUGGUAUUUUCGAUGCAAAAGGCAAUCGACUCAGCACUAACGGAGAUGCUGCGCACGAUGCGCAUGCAAUGAACGAGGUCAUCCUUCACCGAGGUCGAGAUCCACACCUCGCUAUUGUCGAUGUGUAUGUUGGCGGUCGUUUCCUUACUGAAGCCGUUGCCGAUGGUAUGAUUAUCUCAACCCCAACUGGCAGCACGGCGUAUAGCCUGAGUGCUGGCGGAAGCAUCAUACAUCCAUUGGUGCCAUCUCUGCUGCUGACACCCAUCUGCGCUCGAAGCUUGAGUUUCCGCCCUCUGAUCCUGCCAGCAACCACACCAAUAAGCUUGAAGUUGAGUGAAAAGAAUAGAGGACGCGAAGUGGAAGUCAGCAUUGAUGGCAUAAGAAGGAAAGAUGGCAUUGGCGUUGGCGCUGAAGUUCGCGUCUCCGCAGAAGAUAUCAAGAGCGAAGGUGACGGCUUUGUCGGUGGUAUUCCUUGCAUAAUGCGAAGAAUUAGUGGCGGAACGGAAUCGGACGAUGGUUGGGUGGGCGGAUUGAACGGACUUUUGAAGUUCAACUACCCCUUUGGCGAAGAAAUGUGA
This is a messenger RNA of Exophiala oligosperma, 1377 nucleotides long. RefSeq lists its product as uncharacterized. The record is from RefSeq and is a predicted model, not a curated record. The transcript has a single exon. Lineage: Eukaryota; Fungi; Ascomycota; Eurotiomycetes; Chaetothyriales; Herpotrichiellaceae. Gene Ontology annotation, biological process: NAD+ metabolic process; NADP+ biosynthetic process. Gene Ontology annotation, molecular function: NAD+ kinase activity. Bases 1 to 1377 code for a protein of 458 amino acids.